Molecule: messenger RNA, 3100 nt
Organism: Owenia fusiformis
Lineage: Eukaryota; Metazoa; Annelida; Polychaeta; Sabellida; Oweniidae
Source: the annotation of a GenBank genome assembly
UUAUGGAAGUAUACUAGAGCUUGCAAAGAAUAUGAAUAAACAAAUCCAACAGGUGUAUAUAGGCAAAUUAUUCUAUAGAGGUGUGUCUGAUAAACCAUCCUGUAGGUUAAGAACAGACAGCCAAGCUGAACUGUACAACAGGAAAGUAUCAAUGGUGAAUCGUCUACUCAAAGAAAAACUUCAGGAACAUCCAAAUAUACAUUUAUGGUUCACAAAAGGGGUCACGUUGUAUGCCAGGGAUCUUCUUCUAGAAGAUGGUACUCACCUCAACAGAAGGGGCCACAAAAAACUCUGGCGGACAAUACGAGGGGCGACCAUACAAGCUAAAAAGAGUCUUACUAAACAGCAUGAACGCUCCGCCAGGGAUUCCUCCUCAAGGCGGCCAGAUGGGAGACCAAGAGGCGGGCCAAGAUCAACAACAACAAGGAGCUUUGAAUCAAGCAGAUCAACGACAAGGAGGCCAGAAUGUGGGCAAUGGAAUUCCAAAUCCAGGAGAACCUUUAGCAGACAUGGGUCAGCAAGGUCAGGCGGCCAAUGGGAAUCAAAAUGGGGAUCAACAAGUGCCCCCAGCCGGCAUGGGCGUGCAAGGGCAGCAAGUACCUCAAAAUGGGCAAAACGCAGCCGUGAUGGAUCCACAACAACAACCUCAAGCUCCAGCAGCCGUGGGUCAAUUAGGACAACAACAGAUGCCACAAAUCGGCAUGAUUCAAAAUCAACAGCCAUUGCCAGCAGGCAUGGGUCAAAUGGGGCAGCAACAACAAAUGCCAAUCAAUGCAAUGAUACAGGAUCAAAGAAUCCAGAAUCAGCAACCUCUGCCAGCAGGUAUGGGCCAGCUGGGGCAACAACAGGGACUGCAGGCUGGUAUGGGCCAGCUGUAUCAACAACAAAUUUAUCCUCCUGGUAUGGGCCAGAUAGGACAACAUCACAAUCUUCCAGGUGGCGUUGGUCACGUUCAACAGAUCAACGGAAUGAUACCAGCUGCUAUGGGGCAGCAGGGUAUGGUACCAGCCGCUAUGGGUCAUCAGGGUUUCCAACCUCAGUUAGCGAAUCAGCACAUAGGUCAAAACAAUCAAAUUGGCAUGGGCCAGCCAGGAGUCGCACAUAUGAUAGCAGGGGCUGGUAUGGGCCAGCCAGGAAACAACGGUAUGGGGAACAUCGGAGUUGGACCACAGUUCGGGAUAGGUCAACAUAUGGGGGUGAACCAAGCUGGUAUGGGCCAGCCCAUGAUGAUUGCGCCGGGGGGCAUUCUGGAUCAGUCAAAAAACAACCUUCAGCUUCAAGGCUUUCCGGCUCCAACACCCAGGUGCCAAUACGUCACCAACACAAAUUCCUUGGGAAGCAAAACCAGAGAUCUUAUUAAAAGACGUGAUACGUGGUUGAAUAACGCAAAGACAAAGGGAACCCACAGGACGUACAACCAAUUAGAUAAGUACUUGGAUAAAUUUCAAGCAGAGUUUAACAGCAGCGCGUUGACAGGAGGUGCCUCAACAGUUUCUUUAUUUGUGACAUAUUUAUCGAAAACAUUAGCCCCCUCGACUAUUAGAACUAUGCUUUCAGCUUUGGCAUAUAAACAAAAAAUGCUAGGUAUCGCUGAUAAUACAAAACACUUCUUGGUUCAAGAGACACUCGUAGGUUUCACUCGUCAUCGACCGCAGAAGGAUACACGUCGCCCAAUUACUAUUCCAAUAUUGAGGUUGUUGGUAUCUACGUUAAAACGCACAUAUUUGGACCAGUGGACAGUAGCAUUAUUUUCUUCUAUGUUUCUGGUCGCAUUUUUUGCGCUGCUUAGGAUAGGAGAGAUAGUGACUGACACAGCAGGCCACACUUUAACACAUGAUAAUAUACUAGUCAUUCCUUCAGAGAACAGGAUAGUUCUAACUUUGAGUUCACACAAACAUUCAAAACCGGGUGUUUCAGCAUCCGUAUCGUUAUAUACUCAAGCAGCUGACAUUUGCCCGGUGCAUCAUUUACGGCAAUUUUUGGAACAACGAACAAUGUGUAAAACAGCACAGUUAUUCGUCCAAGCAGACGGUAGGCCAGUUACAAGAGGACAAUUUAUGGCAAUGUUUAAUAACCUCUUAAAGUUAAACAACCUCGAUCCUGAGUCUUACAAGGGACAUUCCUUUAGGAUAGGGGGAGCCACAUAUGCGGCUGCUCGAGGUCUAUCUGAUUCAGUGAUACGACGUCUUGGGAGAUGGAAAUCUAAUGCUUUUGUUAAAUAUAUCAGGGACACUUAGGAACUGUAGUUGUUUAUAGUAUUCAUCAUAGGACUCAUUGUCUUGCCAAGUGAUAUAGACAUGAAGAGAGGUUUGAACGUAGCGUUCAACUACGCAGUUUUUUAGUGUAGUAGUAGAAAUUAGUUUGAGUUAACUUAGUCAUAGUUCUUAUUUAUUGGACCAGUGCUAUAUUUUUACUUAUCAAAUAUUUUGCAAUACAAAGGUUUUCACUUGGUAAGAGCUUAUCAAUGAGAUAUGUUGCUAUUGUCUUAAAAUGAAUGCUUAUAUUUAAUCAGUGGUAAAAGAUCUCAUAAUUGUCAACUUUUUAUAUUUAAGAGAUAGAUUGUUUCAGGGAUUUCGCAAUUCCAGUCAAUGCAUCAAGAAAUGGUCUGCAAUAUCAACUUACAAGAAACAUAUAUCUGUAUAUAACUUAGAUAAAAUAUUUAUUUAUAUAUUUAGCUACUGACCAACCAUGUUGAGAUUGUUUUUCACAUGAUAAUAUCUCUUGAAGUUAUCGCAAUAAAAGAAUAUUAUGUUUUAUAGUAUACACAUUUUUUCAUCUUUUUAUGUAUCAAACAAGUUAUGUAGUUGGAAGAAAUUAUGAAUCACCUUUCUUAAAACUUUUUUGGUGGGGGCAACAUUUCGGCAUUCACCUUAAUGUUUUUGUGGCAUUUUUUAUAAAGCCCCACCUAAACUAUUAUGUUAAUCAGGAUUAUGAGCCUACUGCUCAUAUGCUUGUUCGAGUUUUUUCAGCUACGGCUUAGGUGAUCCUAGUAAGUAUCGGAACGGCGCAGAAGAUUUUAAAACUCCCUUAAGGCAAUAAAACUAAAUAUGUGUCAGUUCUGAUAUUAGUUUACUAGAAAAAAUUUUAUAAGAAAGAUAAA